Lipotes vexillifer (Yangtze River dolphin) is the source of this 1734-nucleotide messenger RNA. RefSeq names its product cholecystokinin A receptor (gene CCKAR). Lineage: Eukaryota; Metazoa; Chordata; Mammalia; Artiodactyla; Lipotidae. Gene Ontology annotation, biological process: neuropeptide signaling pathway. The transcript has 5 exons. Gene Ontology annotation, cellular component: plasma membrane. Gene Ontology annotation, molecular function: cholecystokinin receptor activity; neuropeptide receptor activity. The record is from RefSeq and is a predicted model, not a curated record. Bases 200 to 1483 code for a protein of 427 amino acids.
GCUGGCCUGAGUGUGUGGAACUCCAGUCGCCUUUAAGCAUGGCUUCAGAAGCCCACACCUGGCAAUCACUCCCCCAACUCCCUUGCCCCUCCACGGCAGGUUCCAUUUGGGAAACUCUCCAGUCGGUCAUUAGAGGAAUGAGCCGAGAGUGAGCCGUUCAUCAGCUCGCCAGCGCUUGGUGAAAAGCAGCAAAGCAAGGAUGGAUGUGGACAGCCUUCUCUUGAAUGGAAGCAACACGACGCCUCCCUGCAAACUGGGGAUCGAAAACGAGACGCUUUUCUGCUUGGAUCAGCCCCAUGCUUCCAAAGAGUGGCAGCCAGCCGUGCAGAUUCUCUUGUACUCCCUGAUAUUCCUGCUCAGUGUGCUGGGAAACACGCUGGUCAUUACGGUGCUGAUUCGGAACAAGAGGAUGAGAACGGUCACCAACAUCUUCCUGCUCUCCCUGGCUGUCAGUGACCUCAUGCUCUGCCUCUUCUGCAUGCCGUUCAACCUCAUCCCCAACCUGCUCAAGGAUUUCAUCUUUGGGAGCGCUGUCUGCAAGACCACCACCUACUUCAUGGGCACCUCUGUGAGCGUCUCCACCUUUAAUCUGGUAGCCAUAUCGCUGGAGAGAUAUGGUGCAAUUUGCAAACCCUUACAGUCCCGCGUCUGGCAGACAAAAUCCCACGCUUUGAAGGUGAUUGCCGCUACCUGGUGCCUCUCCUUUACCAUCAUGACUCCGUACCCGAUUUAUAGCAACUUGGUGCCUUUUACCAAAAAUAACAAUCAGACCGCGAACAUGUGCCGCUUUCUACUGCCGAAUGAUGCCAUGCAGCAGUCCUGGCACACCUUCCUGUUACUCAUCCUCUUUCUUAUUCCUGGAAUUGUGAUGAUGGUGGCAUAUGGAUUAAUCUCUCUGGAACUUUACCAGGGAAUAAAAUUUGAUGCUAGCCAGAAGAAGUCUGCUAGAGAAAGGAAGCCGAGCCCCGGCAGCAGCGGCAGAUACGAGGCCAGCGAUGGGUGUUACCUGCAGAGGUCCAAGCACCCAGGGAAGCUGGAGCUGCGGCAGCUGUCCAGCAGCGGCGGCGGCAGGUUCAGCCGCAUCAGGAGCAGCAGCCCCGCGGCCAACCUGGUGGCCAAGAAGCGGGUGAUCCGCAUGCUCAUGGUCAUCGUGGUUCUCUUCUUCCUCUGCUGGAUGCCCAUCUUCAGCGCCAACGCCUGGCGGGCUUUUGACACCGCCUCUGCCGAGCGCCGCCUCUCCGGGACCCCCAUCUCCUUCAUCCUCUUGCUCUCCUACACCUCCUCCUGCGUCAACCCCAUCAUCUACUGCUUCAUGAACCAGCGGUUCCGCCUCGGCUUCAUGGCCACGUUCCCCUGCUGCCCCAGCCCUGGUCCCUCAGGAGCGAGAGGAGAGGCGGGGGAGGAGGUGGAAAGCAGGACCACCCGGGCCUCUCUGUCCAGGCGCUCGUACAGCCACGCGAGCGCCUCUGCCCCGCCCCCGUGAGCUGUGCCCUGGCCGCCAGCGCCGAAGGAUGGAGCGGGCACCGAGGGAGGCAGCAGAGAAGGAGGAAAAAGAAAGCAGGAGGAAGAGAAAGCGGGAAGUGAAGGAGCAGGGAGGCGCCAUCCCCAGUGGGAACUAUCCCUUGUCUGCUUGGCAUCCUUCCUCCGGGUGCCAGGGGAACACGACUAGGGCGGGGCCGGGACUGGGUUUCCAGGCAGCUCCAGGCAGGCAGUUUCCAUACCAGUCACCAUUAG